Messenger RNA from Aegilops tauschii subsp. strangulata, 754 nucleotides. Lineage: Eukaryota; Viridiplantae; Streptophyta; Magnoliopsida; Poales; Poaceae. The record is from RefSeq and is a predicted model, not a curated record.
GCAGAAGCUUGAACCUUUGAAGAUUCGGUAUCACGGGGUCUCUGGUCCUGCCAUGCCUUACGAUGAGCGGUACACACCGUACAUCAAGCAGGCAGGACUACUCCCGUGGAUUCAGUUGGUCAGCCGGUCCACGCCGAAUCUGAACGCUCCAUUGGUGUCCGCUCUUGCUGAUCGGUGGAGGCCGGAGACGCAUAGUUUCCAUCUUCGGACUGGGGAGAUGACCGUGACGCUCGAGGAUGUCUCGUUGAUCACCGGUCUUGCUAUUGACGGGAUGCCUCUCUGUAUGAGCACCGAUUCUGAUGGGUGGCGCGAGCAGAUGAUUGCUCUUAUCGGUAUGGCUCCUACUGAGGCUGAGGCUGAUGUAGAGGAGGGAGAAGAGAAGAAGAAGAGGGAAAGGAAAGCAGUCGGAGCUGCUUUCACGUGGAUUCAAACUCACUUUGCGACGUGCCCUCCGGAUGCCACUGAUGAUGUGAUCCAGACACAUGCUCGUGUCUACAUGUGGUAUGUUGUGUCGAGGACUUUGUUUCCUGACUCCACUGGCAAGAACGCUCCAUGGAUGUGGCUGAAGGCGUUGACCGUCUUCGAUAGCAAAUGGAGCUGGGGUUCAGCGACUCUUGCCUACUUGUAUCGACAGGUAGUUGGUCUGUUUUGUGAUCAACUCAUUUCUUCAUUAGCAAUGCAAGCUUGCUGUCAAGUUAACAUUGUUUUUCUUUCAUAUGCAGCUGGACGAUGCGUGUUGCAGGAUCACAGAUAG